Messenger RNA from Marasmius oreades (fairy-ring Marasmius), 1052 nucleotides. RefSeq lists its product as uncharacterized. Gene Ontology annotation, molecular function: RNA binding. The coding region runs from base 12 to 1052 and encodes 346 amino acids. The transcript has 4 exons. The record is from RefSeq and is a predicted model, not a curated record. Lineage: Eukaryota; Fungi; Basidiomycota; Agaricomycetes; Agaricales; Marasmiaceae.
CUCGGACCACGAUGUUCAGUAGUCUCCGAAAAGCUCUCUCGUGCACUCGAACUUGCAGCACAAUUCGAUUCGCCUCAACCCCGCUUUGGCUUCCUCAAAGAUGUCUUUCAACUUCAAGGAUUCUUUGCGACGCCCCUCGAGUCGUCUACCUUGGUAACCUUCCAUAUAACACGGAGCUGGAAGAGAUAAAGAGUAGGGCAGAGCCAUUCGGUGCACUAGCACGUAUUACCAUGCCCAACGACUACAAGGAAAGGCCGGGCGGCUUUGCAAACGUCGAAUUUCAGGAAGAAAUUUCUGCUCGAAAAUUUUAUGACGCGUUGCAGAAGGAGGGCCUUGUAGUAAGCGGUCGAAAAGCGAACGUUCUUUUGGUCGAAACCCAUCAACAAACGAAGCUGGGGUUACCAGAAAGUAAAACACUCCAUGUGACGAACUUUCCGUCCCAGCCCACCGUCUCAGAAGUCGAGAUGUAUUUUGAGCGAUUUGGACAAACGGUAUCGGACAUACGUAUCGGUCAAGGCUAUACACGUCCCUUUGCACAUGUGACAUUUGCUUCACAAGAAGCAGCUACUGAAGCUUUAAAGACUCUACAAAUGGAACCUAUUGAAGUCGACGGUAGUUCGUUGUUUGUCGAUUAUGCCGCCUCACCGUCGCGUUCACGAACUGAACGACAGCCUAACAACACUCUGUUUUUCCGCGGUCUCAUCGCAGAGGGUGAACUUCGACAAUUGUUACGCCCUCAUGCAGACGAAAUUCAAAAAAUCUUCUUCCUUCCACAGGAACCUAGCAGGAAGCACAGAGCGGGCCAUAUAAUCUGUCGCAGUAUCUCGGCGGCUACCACCAUCCUGGAAAAUUAUGGCGACCAGAUGAUGCUUGAGUACGCUAGACCUAGAAACUCUGACGAUACUACAGAACGUGGGUAUCGUCGAAACCGUCAAUCACGGUUUUCAAAAGAAUCUGAGUCUGAGGGACGAAGCUCGGGCGUACGGAACAGUUAUGGAGGGGACUGGGGAGGAGGUCGGAGAAGUGAGGCAUUCUACAAAAAGCAGCAGUAG